CUUGAAACCCACAAGUGCUUUCAAGAUAAAGCUUAGAUUAUGUAAAAGUUUGAGAGAGAGAAAAAAAGCAUGCAUAUUUUAUCGCUCACACAAAAGUCACGUGAUCUAAAACUAUCGUCUGCAACAAGUUAAAGAAAAAAAUAUAAGCACGCAACUCAAAAAUCACUGGCAUCAACAAGUGUUUAUUGGAAAAUAUUACCCAAAUAUCUGCGGUGGGCUCCAUCAAAAUUCGGAGAGAAGAUGUUUGGAAUAAUUUUCCUGAUUUUAAUGGAUAUCUUCAUAUUCACCUUGGGAGAAGAGAGCGCUUAUCGCUGUGCAGUGACGAUAUGUAACCGAGGCAAAGAAGAUUUGUCGCCCCUCCAUUGUCAGAGCGGGUCUAUGCUGAUCACCGAGGUUAAUAGUGCAAAUACAGGGGAGCCAAAUGCCCUCGCCUUUCAGAACAUGCGGCGCAUGUGUAUGGGAAAGCCCGACUGUCCAACUGAGAAAUUCUGUGAACAGAAUGGCGUCAGCCUACACGUGGUUUACCAUUGUAUAGAAGAUACCAAUAUAACUUGUGAAGAGAGUCAAGAAAUAAUCAACACAACACAAGGAGUAGUUAAAAAUCUUGCCUACCCCUCCACCGACAAAUCUAAGUGUUCUGUGCGGGUCAAGGUCCCAGAAGAUGCAUACAUAAACGUCAUCAUUCACGACAUGGAGCGGCUCGCCUCUGGACCCGAGUGUGAUGGAGGAUUAUCUCUGCGCACUACCCGGAAGUGUAAUUUUGACAAAACUUUUCCGCGUAAAACGCUGUGUACCUUUAGUGGAAAUGUUACGGUGAUUCAGGCCUGUGGUGACGUAGACAUAAGUAUGACGUCAAGCAAGGAGGGCUUCCGGUUCUACAUCUCAUUUAUAGUAACUCCAAAGGGUGAGGUACCACAUGACAACUACCUGGACCCCAUAUCCAAUCAAUGUCCCCCAGGCGCUUCCAUCGACAAAAACGUCGAUAGUUUUCCAAUUGGCUCUUAUCCCGACUCGGCACAUGGCAAUGAUCAGAUGAAUAACGAAACAAAAACUCUGGUCACCAUCUUGAACGGCGAUUCCGUGUCGUCCGUUGACUAUACCGAGAGAGCAGUGUUUUAUGUGGCGUUGAUUGUAGCAGCUCUAAGUCUGACCGGGCUUAUUGUAGUCACCGCCAUUUGUGUAAGAAGACAACACCAGCUGAAAUAUGGCGGUAGUAUUGAUAUUGCUUCUCUGAUCAGUGGGCGUUCUCCUUCCCUUGAUGUGGCAGCACUCCGAUCGCUACCUCUGAUGUCAUCAUCUACGUCAUCAUCACGACAGAACAACUCCGGAAACAGUCACGCUCGACUGGAGGAAGGAUACAGCGUUGUGGCUGAUGAGAUUCCAUACACAGAGCCAACAGACGAACUGAGGUCUCCCGCAUAUGCAGAGGUAGAAGACAACAUCAUCACUGGAAACGCAGGGGCCUCAUCCGGAAGGGGUUCCGAAAGGUUUCCGUUCGGGUUACCAGGAACAAAUCUCUUAACAACGGAAAGAAAAUCGGUGGAGAAUGUUUAUUCAGAUUUAUCCGACAAAAAUGUAUAUCAUGAAAUUUCAGAUGAUUUGAUUAGAGCAGAAAAUGUUUACGUUCCAAGUCAAAUACCUCCCAUGACUUUAUCCAUAUUUACUGGUAAAAGAAAUGUAAAUAAAGCCAAGAACAAAAGUUUGCAAUCUAUAGGCAAACAAGAUUCUGAAGAAACAUAUAUUUUGUGCCAAACACCUGAGAAAGAAAGGUCGCUUUCCCCUGAUUCUAGAAAAUAUGAUUCAGAUGGAAGUUUAAUUUCCAUAGAAAAUGACACAUACGAUAUUUAUCAGUCAGUAGAUGUGUGAUGAGAGAGA
Saccostrea echinata is the source of this 1875-nucleotide messenger RNA. RefSeq lists its product as uncharacterized. The record is from RefSeq and is a predicted model, not a curated record. The coding region runs from base 241 to 1866 and encodes 541 amino acids. The transcript has 8 exons. Lineage: Eukaryota; Metazoa; Mollusca; Bivalvia; Ostreida; Ostreidae.